AUGGCAGCCCUCCCUUCCAGAGGCCCGCUCAUGGCUACUCGUGACUACUACACUACACACCUGCGACACCUAGGCUCCUCCUCCAGCAACAGCUCCUGUGGAAGUACGGAGGACUGGGGGAUACUGCGCCCCACUCCUGGGUCUCCUCCCUCCCAUUCAUGGCCACAGUGCUGGAAUCUGCUGAGCACUCUGAAGAAUCCCUCUAGGCCCCCAGAAACCCUGUCAUUGGUGACCUGGCUCCUGAAAGGAGGAAGAAGCAACCAGUCAAUCAUCCUGGCCUGGCUAAUACCAGCCCCCCUGUGCUGA
Acomys russatus (golden spiny mouse) is the source of this 306-nucleotide messenger RNA. Its product is annotated as pancreatic progenitor cell differentiation and proliferation factor-like. NCBI's taxonomy places the organism in Eukaryota, Metazoa, Chordata, Mammalia, Rodentia, Muridae. Bases 1 to 306 code for a protein of 101 amino acids. Gene Ontology annotation, biological process: multicellular organism development; cell differentiation. The record is from RefSeq and is a predicted model, not a curated record. The transcript has 2 exons.